AUGUGUAUAUAUGAAUUUUUUUUAACACAGGUAGAAUGUGGCUUAGACGUGGGAGUAGGCAGAUUCAGCGAUACAGAAAUUCCAGAUCUUUCACAUUUUGUUGAAUACAUGGUUUCUAGAGGAUCCGAAAAAUAUGAACAUGAAAAUGAUUUUAUUGAAUUUAUCAAUAAGCAUGGCGGAUGUACUAAUAGUAUAACGGAUUACGAGCAUACAACAUUUUACUUUGCCCUGGGUGGUAUACAAAAGGAUCAAUUGUCAUCAGCUCUUGAUCGUUUUACUCAAUUUUUCAUUAAACCCUUGAUGAAGAAAGAUGUCAUAAAGCGGAUGAUAGAGUCUGUAAAAAAAGAGUUGCAGUCGUCUUUAACUCAUGAUGUGCCCAGAAAAAAUCGAUUAUUGUCCUCUACCGUGCCAGUUGGACAUCCAGUCAAUAAAUUUCCGUGGUCCUAUUCAGUAAUAAUGAGCAAUAAUGUGGAUGACAACAAAAUAGAUAAAUUAUACGAUGAACUACACAAAUUUAGAGAGCGUCAUUACAGCGCUCACAGAAUGAAGCUAGUUAUACAAGCGUCAUUACCACUAAAUGCAUUGGAAAAAUAUGUUAGAAAGUUCUUUGCUAAUAUACCAAGUAACUGGCUGCCGCCCGAUAACUUUACCAAAUUUAAAGACAAUGUUCCUUUUAAUACUCCCGCUUUCCAAAAAGUGUAUAAAGUUAGACCUGUCAAAGAUAUCAGCCAACUACAUAUAACAUGGGCUAUGCCUUCAGUACUACAUUUGUACAAAAGUAAACCACAUACUUAUAUCUUAUGGAUUAUUAAGCAUAAAGGAAAAGGCUCCUUAAUAGAUUAUCUACGCAAGAAACAGUGGAGCUCCGAUUUUUUACUUGAUAACCCUGAAGACGAUUUUGAACAAAAUUCUAUAUAUACAUUAUUCAAUUUGAUCUUAGAUCUCUCCUAUGAGGGACUACAGCAUGUGCACGAUAUUCUAGAUGCAAUAUUUUCAUUUAUUAAUUUACUAAAGAGGGAAGGUCCGCAGAAAAGAAUUUACGACGAGAUUUAUAAAAUUACAGAAAAUAAUUUUAGAUUGUUGGGUAAUAAUGAUUAUAUAGACUGUUUGUGUAAGAAUAUGCAUUUAUAUCCACCGCGCGAUUAUAUAACUGGAAAGCAGAAUUUCUUCGAGUAUGAUCCAGAAGCUAUACAAAAAUGUUUGGACUAUUUGGUACCAGAGACCGUGAAUAUUAUGAUUUUCAACAAAAAUUUUCAUCGUCUUAGAUUAAAUAAAGUCGAUCUGUGGACCAAUACCAUCUACGCAGAUGGGGAGAUAUCACAAAAGUGGAUCGAACGCUGGAAAUCCAUCAAACCAUUGCCAGAUUUUCAUUUACCAUUAUCAAAUACAUUCAUUACUAGCAACGUCUCUUUAUUAUCGAUACCUGUGAUGGCUCCAAAAUAUCCCAUAAAAAUAGCUGAUACUAAUUUAAUACAGAUUUGGCAUCACCAGAAGUUUAGUUGGCCAAAAUGUUAUAUAAACUUUCAAUUUAUUGUUUACCCUCUGGACUUUCAGUCACCAAAAAUUGAGGCAUUCAUGGAAAUGUAUUGCGAUGUAUUAAAACAGCUAUUGAGGGCAGAAUUAUUUCCAGCUGUAAAGGCUCAGAUUGAAUAUAAUAUCACUGUCAGUGAGACAGGUAUUAUAAUAGAAAUGAACGGAAUUAGCGAACAACUACUAAAAUUCUUGCUAAUUAUUGCAAGAUACAUGAUGAGCUAUUCAACUAUUGUUACGAAGCACUUGUUUGAACUUGUCAAAGUGCAACAACUUGAAAGAUAUUAUAACAAAUUUAUGAAACCUGAAAAACUCAUAAAGAACGUGAAAUUAUGGAUACUGAAGGAAACUAUCCAUUAUACGCAUAUUGACACAUAUAUUGCUCUAAGUAAAAUUAAUUUUGAAGAAUUCCAAAAAUUUGUGAACUCUUUCACCGAUCAUCUAUACGUUCAGUGUCUUGUGCAAGGCGAUAUGACGAAGAACAUUGCGAUUGCUGCUGUACAGAGAUAUAUGGAAAAGAUAAAAUGUUCUCCAUUAAUCCUUAAUACAAUAUCCCAGACGAGAAUCACUCAGAUACCCUUAGGCACAUCCUAUUGCAAGUUAAAAAAUAUGAACAAAACUGAUACGAAUUCUGUAAUAACAAAUUAUUAUCAAGCCGGUGUCACGUCGAUUGAAUUAUCUAUAUUAAUUGAUUUGAUAAUCAUUAUCAUGCAAGAACCAUUAAGGAAUCAACUAUGUAUCCAAGAACAGCUUAGUACUAAGGUCUUCUGCGUCCGUCGAGACGACAAUGGCAUUUUAGGACUUUCCAUUACCGUUCACAUUGAGGCACAUAAAUAUACAACAGAACACGUGGAUCAGCGGAUCGAGGAAUUUCUGAAGUCGUUUUGUAAGAUGUUAGAAGUCUUCCCACAAGAGGAAUUAAAUAUUAUCAAGGAAACGCUAAUAAUAAGAGAAUUAAAGCAAUGUACCAGUGUCGGGUUUCUGAAAAACGAAGUUGGUAAAAACUGGAGUGAGAUUACCAAGCGGCAAUACAUGUUUGACAGAUUCGAGAAGAAAACUGUUGCAAUAAAGGAUGUAAAAAUCAAGAAGCUACGAAAAUGGUUUAUACGUACACUGAACGGAAAUGAUUUCAGAAAAUUAAGUUUACAUGUGGUAGGAACUGAUCCAAAGGAAAUAGAAGCCAGGGAAGCUAAUGAUACUGCAAUGGAUUACAAUAAAGAACAAGAUUUUGUUUUGAAAUAUAUAACUGAUAAUCAACAGCGUAAUGAAACUGAAGGUCAUCAUAUUACGAAUAUAGAGCAUUACAAAGCAGAUCUCUUCAUUCUUUCAUGCGUCGAAAAAAUGAUAAAUUUGGAUUAA
Trachymyrmex cornetzi is the source of this 2889-nucleotide messenger RNA. RefSeq names its product nardilysin. The transcript has 12 exons. Lineage: Eukaryota; Metazoa; Arthropoda; Insecta; Hymenoptera; Formicidae. The record is from RefSeq and is a predicted model, not a curated record. Gene Ontology annotation, molecular function: metal ion binding. Bases 1 to 2889 code for a protein of 962 amino acids.